AUACAGGGCAAAUUAUUUAACCGUCGAUUUCGAGGACCACAUGAUGCUACUGUACAUUUUUCGCUUUGGAUUGAGAUAAAUUUCCUUUCAUUUACAAUCUUCAAGUCAAUAGAAUUAAUUAAACAGAAAAUGUCGCGGGUCGGUGAUUGAAAUGGUGAGAACUACCUUCAAGAUCGGUUCGUUUAGGAACUGUAAUAUCGAAACGUUGGACGCCUUGAUUUGCACGAUAACAGAUAAGAAUUGAUAAGAAUAUCCAAUAAAUGCUGACAGAAAAGAAAUUUCCUCUUUGAUGUUGUACAAAAAGUGAACGAUAACCAGCAAUUAGUACGAUUUCGGGCUUGCGACUAUCUUAUCGUAAUUAUUCAUUAGUGAUGGCUAAGCUACCAAAGGUUGAUAUCGUCAAUGCUACUGGAACCCAUACCGCCAGCUUAUUUUUUUUUCAUGGUUCAGGGUCUACAGGGAGUGAUAUAAAGAAAUGGAUUGAUAGCCUCAACAGAGAAGAAUUGAGGUUCCCACAUACAAAAAUUAUUUAUCCCACUGCACCCUAUCAGCCCUAUACCCUCAAUAAUGGAAUGCCUAGUCAUGUUUGGUUUGAUCGCAAGGGUUUAUCUAGGGAAGUGCCGGAGGACAUAGAGUCAAUAGACCCAAUGUGUAAAACUAUAGUAGAAUUGAUUGAUAAUGAAACUUCCAAAGGGAUUCCAGAUAAUAGAAUUGUAGUAGCUGGUUUUUCAAUGGGAGGGGCACUGUCAAUGUAUUUAUCAUACAGAUUUAGAUUAACCUUAGGAGGAUGCUGUGCCAUGUCUAGUUUCCUUAAUAAAAAUACAUUAGUGUAUCAGAGUUUGAAAGAAAAUCAAGGAAGGAGAGUACCACCUCUUCUCCAGUUCCAUGGUACCAGUGACACACUAGUCCCAUUUCAAUGGGGUGAGGACUCUUCUAAUGAUGUGAAAGAUCUUGGAGUGAACGUUGAAUUUAUACCAUUGCCCAAUGUAGAUCAUGAGUUAAGCAGAGCUGGUAUAGAAACCUUCAAGAAAUGGCUUCUGAAUAUUUUACCAGAGUAAUGUUUGUCUGUUGUUGUAAAUUGUAAAUAAUAAAUUUACAUAUAACUCUGUGAAA
Ceratina calcarata is the source of this 1113-nucleotide messenger RNA. Its product is annotated as lysophospholipase-like protein 1. The coding region runs from base 372 to 1058 and encodes 228 amino acids. Gene Ontology annotation, molecular function: palmitoyl-(protein) hydrolase activity; carboxylic ester hydrolase activity. Gene Ontology annotation, cellular component: cytoplasm. The transcript is spliced from 4 exons. The record is from RefSeq and is a predicted model, not a curated record. Lineage: Eukaryota; Metazoa; Arthropoda; Insecta; Hymenoptera; Apidae. Gene Ontology annotation, biological process: protein depalmitoylation.